AUUCGCGAAAGAUACUACAUCUAAGCCCUAGCUUAAACCCUAAAUGCGGAGCGCGUAGUCGCGAAUCGCGAUGUCUGGCGAUCUCCGGAAGUGGCUCUUGAAGCCGCAUCAAAAGAAGGCGGAAGAGCAGCAGCAGCAAUCGAGCGAUGCGAAAGUGCCGGCCAAGGGAAGAGCAGCCAAGAGCGACAAGCCAGCAGAGGCUGCCAAGGAAGAAAUCUCGCCAAAGGGCAAGAGAGGAAGAGGUAAAGCAAAGGAGAUUGUGAGCGAGGAACCAGCGCAAUCUACCAAGGAUGAGAAGAAGGACUCCCCUCCCAAGGGCCGUGGACGUGGUAGACCAAAGAGCGAUAGCGUGAGUGAGAAGCCAGCGCAAGCUGACGUAUCCAAGGAUGAUUCCGUGGCGGAAGUUUCUCCAAAAGGAGGCCGUGGACGAGGGAGAGGGAGGGGUGCUGCGGGUGAGAAGCCAGCCGGCGGUAGAGGCCGAGGAGGUGGUCGUGGAAACUUCAACUUUGGUGCUCGAGAGGCGCCUCCACACAAAGGAGAGAAGGAAGUUCCAGAGGGAGCCGAGAAUGCGUUGGCUGGUCUUACGUUUGUUAUCAGUGGAACACUGGACAGUCUCGAGCGCGAAGAAGCUGAAGAUCUGAUCAAGAGACAUGGUGGUCGAGUGACGUCUGCGGUCAGCAAGAAAACGAGUUUCUUACUUGCGGAUGAAGAUGUAGGGGGUCAAAAGUCCAAGAAGGCUCAUGACUUGGGAACUCCAUUUAUUACCGAGGAUGGCCUCUUUGACAAAAUUCGUGCGUCAAAACCAAAGGUUGAUUCGCCUUCGAAAGUACCUGCGAAGCGCCCAGCAGAAGGAACUAGUGCGCAACUGCACGUAGACAAGAAGCCGAAAGUGGAAGAGAAACAGCCGCCUCCAAAGAUCUCACCUUCAAAAGGAUUAGCAUCAGCGCCGCAGUCGAGUCGAGCUGGAGUGACUGAAGAAGAAACGUGGCCCUUUAAGCACAAACCAAAAACAAGUGCUGAUAUUAUCGCAAAUCAGUCCAUUGUAAAACAACUAAAAGACUGGCUCUCAGACUGGGAUAAAAACAACAACGCUCAGGCUGCAAGUGCCAAAGGUAAGAAGGCCGCCAGCAGCAGUGCUGCAAAGAAGGCUGUGCUUCUGUGCGGGCCACCUGGCAUUGGAAAAACUACAACUGCUAGGCUUCUAUGCGAAGAGCUGGGAUAUGAAGCUGUAGAGGUAAAUGCAAGUGAUAGUCGUGGUAAAGCAGAUUCUAAAAUAGUAAGAGGAAUAGGAGGCUCUACGUCCAACGCCGUGAAAGAAAUGGUUAGCAAUGCAUCUCUGGGAGGCUGGGCAGGAAACAAGCAAAAACAAUCGGUACUUAUUAUGGAUGAAGUUGACGGCAUGUCGGCGGGUGAUCGUGGUGGAGUAGCAGAUCUUAUUGCAAGUAUCAAGACCAGCAAAGUUCCGAUCAUCUGUAUCUGCAAUGAUCGCUACAGUCAAAAGCUGAAAAGCCUCGUCAACUAUUGUCUUUUAUUGUCGUACAGGAAACCCACUAAACAACAGAUGGCUAAAAGACUCCAAGAUAUAGCACGUUCAGAAAAGCUAAACAUUGAUACGAUAGCACUCGAGGAACUAUCAGAACGCACCCACGGGGAUAUGCGGCUCGCUCUGAAUCAGCUUCAAUACAUGAGCUUGCAUAAAAGUGUUUUGAAGUAUGAUGAUAUCAAACAGUACGCAGUGGCCAGUGGGAAAGACGAAGAUAUCAGCCCGUUUUCUGCGGUUGACAAAUUAAUGGGAUUUGAGGGAGGCAGGCUGAAAAUGGACGACAGAAUAGACCUGGCAAUGUCGGACAUGGAUUUGGUUCCACUUAUUAUACAGGAAAAUUAUCUAAAUUUUGUACCAUCUGGUGCUGGGCGAGACGCCAAUGGAACAGCUCGUAUGGAUCUUCUUGCUCAGGCGGCUACAAGUAUAGCGAGUGCUGACAUUCUAAAUGUUCAAAUUCGAAGGUUUCGGCAAUGGCAACUCUCUCGGUCAAGUGCUUUCAUGUCUUCUAUCAUUCCUGCUUCCCUUAUGCAUGGGAAAAGGGAAGUGCUUACUCAGGGGGAACGAAACUUCAAUAGAUUUGGGGGCUGGCUUGGUAAAAACUCCACGUUUGGCAAGAAAACCCGUUUGCUAGAAGAUGUUCACGCGCACGUGCUUUGCUCUCGUAUUGGCGAGCCUACUCGGAGGGACUUGCGGCUAGAUUAUUUCCCAGUUUUAAGUACGCAACUGACUCAACCAUUACGUACCAUGGACAAGAGCGAUGCAGUACGAGCUGUGAUUGAUGUCAUGGAGGAAUACUCGCUGACUCAAGGGGACAUGGACACGAUUCUGGAUAUCACUAAGUUUGAGGGGCGUCCUGACCCGUUGGAGGGAGUUCUUCCAGCAGUAAAAGCAGCACUUACAAGAGGAUUUACCCAAAGUAUUCAAUCCCGGCGUGUGAAAACCGCCGACCUCUUGCCUUCUGUAUUUCCGGGCCAGAAGAAAGUUUCGAAGAAGAAGGCUCGACUUGUCACACUGGAAGACGAUGCAGAGGGGGAUGAAGUACUCAAAGAAGAAGAGGAUGAAGACGAAGCUGACGAGGAAGUGGACGAAGUUGAGAACAAGGAAAGCGGCCUAGAUGCACUGAAGAUGGCAAAGGCGGGGUAUGAAGUUAAUGUUGUAGGCGAAAAUUCCAGUGGAGCUAAGCGUAAUGGUAGUGCUAGUAAAACUAAGCAGACCAGAGGAAAGGCUACCACUCCGAGUGCCUCGGCAAGCAAAGGCAAGGGGAGUGGUACUAAGCGCAAGAGAUAAGAGUUUUUUGUUUAUGCGAAUUUUAUUAUCGCUGUUCAUAGACAACAAAUAUUACUUUAAUGUUUUUAGGAUUUAUCAAUA
Selaginella moellendorffii is the source of this 2911-nucleotide messenger RNA. Its product is annotated as replication factor C subunit 1. Lineage: Eukaryota; Viridiplantae; Streptophyta; Lycopodiopsida; Selaginellales; Selaginellaceae. Gene Ontology annotation, cellular component: nucleus; DNA replication factor C complex. The coding region runs from base 71 to 2830 and encodes 919 amino acids. The transcript has 21 exons. Gene Ontology annotation, biological process: DNA repair; DNA replication. Gene Ontology annotation, molecular function: ATP hydrolysis activity; DNA clamp loader activity; DNA binding. The record is from RefSeq and is a predicted model, not a curated record.